Molecule: messenger RNA, 1953 nt
Organism: Jatropha curcas
Lineage: Eukaryota; Viridiplantae; Streptophyta; Magnoliopsida; Malpighiales; Euphorbiaceae
Biological process (GO): activation of GTPase activity; intracellular protein transport
Molecular function (GO): GTPase activator activity
Source: RefSeq, a predicted model, not a curated record
UUCCCUAUUGCUCCUUCACCAGACUUUCAUAACCAUACUGUGACUCAUUGACCCUCUUCGUCCCUUCCUCGAAGAGAAACAAAGAAAAGGCACUCCAAACAUCGGCUCAGUUACCAGAGAACUCCAUUAACCACUUCAAAUCAUCACCAUCUUCUUCUUUUCUGUUUCUAUAGAGCCACACAUAUACCAAUCUUCUAAACCUCGCUCUUGAAAUGGUGAAGAAAAAAGUACCUGAUUGGCUCAACAGCUCUCUCUGGUCCACCACCACCACAACCACCACCACCACUCCUUCCUCCACUGCUGACGACGAUCACCUUCAACCCUACUCCAGGCUCUCCACUAAUUCCCCCACCAAAGCAACCGAAUCUCCCAUCGAGCCACCUGUCCCGGUCCCACCGCCAGCUGUAAUUAGGGAGGAUCCUCCUCCUUAUUCUUCAAAGCCUGAAAUCAGAGCUAAAGAUAAAGAUAAGGAUUCGCGAAACAGUGUUAGUAGCAACAGUAAUGAUGAUUCUGAUAGGAAUGAUAAAGACGAUGAUAAUGGGACCUCCGUUUCUGCGGAGGAUAUUUCUAGACAGGCUCAGCUCUUGACCGAGUUGUCGAGGAAAGUGGUAAAUAUGAGGGAAGUGAGGAGAAUUGCGUCUCAAGGGAUACCUGAUGGCCCUGGCGUUCGUUCCACCGUCUGGAAGCUCUUGUUGGGGUAUCUGCCACCUGAUCGUUCACUUUGGUCAUCUGAGUUGGCCAAGAAGAGGUCUCAGUACAAGCAUUUUAAAGAGGAGCUUUUGAUGAAUCCUUCGGAAAUCACAAGGAGGCUGGAGAAAUCCUCAGGUUGUGAAAAUGAUGAGCCAAAAUAUGAAAGUGGUAUGCUUUCAAGAUCGCACAUAACCCAUGGAGAGCAUCCUUUGAGCCUUGGGAAGAGUAGCAUCUGGAAUCAGUUCUUCCAGGACACAGAGAUCAUGGAACAGAUUGAUCGAGAUGUGAAACGCACUCAUCCAGACAUGCACUUCUUUUCAGGGGACUCAUCUAUGGCAAAAUCUAAUCAGGAGGCAUUGAGAAACAUUCUAAUUGUAUUUGCUAAAUUAAAUCCGGGAAUAAGAUAUGUUCAAGGAAUGAAUGAAAUUCUGGCUCCUCUUUUCUAUGUAUUCAGAAAUGACCCUGAUGAGGAAAUGGCGGCUUGUGCUGAAGCAGAUACAUUCUUUUGUUUUGUUGAAUUAUUGAGUGGAUUCCGGGAUCAUUUCUGUCAGCAACUUGAUAACAGUGUUGUUGGCAUUCGUUCGACAAUUACAAAAUUGUCACAGCUUUUAAAGGAACAUGACGAAGAACUUUGGCGUCAUCUUGAGGUCACCACCAAGGUCAACCCCCAAUUUUAUGCGUUUAGGUGGAUUACUCUCCUGUUGACCCAGGAAUUCAAUUUUGCAGACAGUCUUCAUAUUUGGGACACACUUCUGAGUGAUCCUGAAGGUCCUCAGGAGACUUUACUUCGAGUGUGCUGUGCAAUGCUGAUUCUCAUUCGGAGGCGUCUCCUAGCAGGGGAUUUCACUUCUAAUCUCAAGCUACUCCAGAACUACCCCCCUACGAACAUCAACCAUUUGCUUUAUGUUGCAAACAAGUUGCGUGCUCGUCCAUCAGUCUAAUUAAGUCUUACCACUCCUUGUUUAAACCCCUUAUUUCUGUUUCUGAAAAUUUUAUUGUUUGUAAAUUGCUGGAUGUAAAUGUUGGUUGGAAGCAAUGGUUAGCUUGCAGGGAGAAUCUUCUGUUUCAUUUUACCUUGAAUGCAUCUUAAUGGAGUUAGGCAUUUCAUUUCCUUUUUCCACCUUUCUCUAUUCUAGGUUGAGGUGGCGGUGGUCACUGGUCAAUUAACUGUUUUUGUAUUUUAGUUAUUUGUAGGUUUUGUAUUCGUUGGCACAAGAUACUUGUACACAGAAAAUGAGUUUUUUAUUGGAUACUUUUGGUGAA